Magallana angulata is the source of this 5495-nucleotide messenger RNA. Its product is annotated as amyloid-beta A4 precursor protein-binding family A member 1-like. NCBI's taxonomy places the organism in Eukaryota, Metazoa, Mollusca, Bivalvia, Ostreida, Ostreidae. The record is from RefSeq and is a predicted model, not a curated record. The transcript has 16 exons. The coding region runs from base 251 to 3745 and encodes 1164 amino acids. Gene Ontology annotation, biological process: chemical synaptic transmission. Gene Ontology annotation, molecular function: protein binding. Gene Ontology annotation, cellular component: dendritic spine; plasma membrane; cytoplasm.
UGGCAGCACUAGUACUGAACCCAUAAUGAUGCGGCAACUGAGAUAAAUAAAUACACUUUUUCUAAUGAAAGUAACCAAUUCAUUGAAGUUGUGAGAGAAAAUCAUAUGCAUUGAUCCGUCUCGUUUAUUUAGUGCUGUGGAUAACGUGGAUGUCAUAGCCAAAUGCAAAGAAACAACGAUUUAGGAUGGUGAUGGUGUGAAGCAGAUGAAAGGUGUGUCCAGGCUCACUUCUCAGGUGUGAAACAACAUUAUGUCUGAUAUCGAGGAUGAGAUCAACUUGGAUGAUGUGAAACCAGAGCCGUCAGAGCCAUAUCUGGCAGAAGGGGCUUGUGGAGGUGACCCAUCCGGACGGCCGUUUUCCCCUCGCAGCGAUAACUUCAGUCUGGAAGUGCAGUUUGAGGAGGAGAGUUCCCGACAUCCAAGUGAAAUCAGCACCUUGUCUUAUCAGAACCUCUUGGAGGAAGGAGAGGGAAGUGGAGUUGUUUUAUCCCGCCAGGAAAGUGAAGACAGCACAGACUCCAUUCCCUCAGACUUUGUGGACUUUCCCAAGGAAGUGGCACUAAGCUGUGAUAUUAAAGACCUACCCUGUGCAAUAUCGUCAAAGUGCAAGCAGGACGCGUGUGAAGAGUUUGUGAGGAGUGAGAGACGUGAUACCAUGGUGACUAAAGAUGAAUUAGAUCGUAUUAGUAGACAGUCAGUUGCAAAAGGUGAAAGUGAAAGUAGCUUUCCUCUAAGCAGGGAGGGUAAAGCAGAAGGCUUGCAAAGUGAUAAAAUAGUAAAUAAAAGAAAUAGCUUGGAAAUUAGGAAUAACAUUCCAGUGAUGGGAGAAGUUAAGAAUUAUGAAAAAGACAUUGAUAGUAUAAUCUUUAGUGCACAGGGAGCUAAGCCCAAGAUAAGGUCUGGGAAACAGUCACCAGGCAUGGCAUGUAGAGUAGGGGAGGGGUCCAUGGGCAGUGGAAGUGAUAGGGAGGGAUCAGUAGGGAGUGGGAGGGAUACUUCAAGUGCUGAACGGGAGUUAGAAAAAUCAACACACAAUCGCUUAAACAAAACAGGGGACAAUUCAAGUAACACGAGUGAUGGCAAUCGAACUGAAGACACAAUCGAGGAGGAGGAAGUUGUUCAGUUGGUGAAAAUGGCCAACGUGAGACCCCAGUGUUUCAUACAACCCCAUGUAAAAGAAAACCUUGAGGAGGACUUGGUUAUUGAUGCUAGAAAUAUGAAGGAAAUUGAUAAUCAGGGAAAUAUUGUGAAUAGUUUAUCAUCCCCUGGUAAUGAAGUGGAAAAUGAAUAUGACUAUGUUAAGUAUGCCAGAGUUCAAGAUGGAGACUCGUAUGUUGGAAUGAGACUGGCUUAUUCUAGUGCAGAGGAGGCCAAGAAAAAUGGUAUGACUCUCAGUGGGUUCUCAAAUUCUGAUGACUUUUCAAGAGAGAAUUCACCAGAAAAAUCUCAUAGUCUACAAAACAUAGAGUAUACAAAUGCAAUACAAAAUUUAAGUGAGGACAUGUUAACAGAGAUUCCCUUAGAUUCAGCUGAUAGUCCCCAGAUAGAGGAGAAGCAGGCCUUUUCACUGUCCCCAGAAAACACUGAAUGUGAUAGUGUGGAGGUGGAAAGUAUUAUAUCUGAUGGGGAGAAAAAUGGCAUUGGAAUGCCUAUAGUAGAGGAUGGCUUAUCUAGCAGCCAGGCAAGUGACACUGAGGAAGGUAGCUCUAACCAUGUCUACAAGUCCCCAUCAGCCAUGCUGAGAUCUAGGCAGAGGGCUGAUAUAGCACAGGAGUUAGAAAACCUGGAUAGGGAGUAUGGUAUUAAAGAGAAGAGCAAACCAAAGGAGAUGGAUACCAAAGCCAUUAUGGAGGAUCUUAAAGCCAAACGGGAAGCGCUCGAUACGGCCAUAGCUGAUAUCAAGACUGCUAUUCAACAGAGCAAGACUGUGUCUCAGCCUUACAAAGAUGACCCAGACGAGGAGGAACCAGUUUGGGUAAAAAGGGAAGAGUCCAGUCAAACCAAGAAGGAGAGCUUGGAGAGUGUGAAAGAAAAAUUGUCGCGACUCCAGCAAGAGGACACAAAACUCAGGGAAGAGGAAAGGGUAUUUCAGAUGGAGAACGAAAAAGAAAAACUAUUGGAGAAUCAGUACAUCAGGAAUGAUGGGAAGAAAUAUCAGGUUCCUAGAGGUUAUGAUUCAGAUGAUGAUGAUGAGGAAGGAGUGCAAUAUACACGCAACAUUAAGGGCAAAAAAUAUGCCUCCCUCCCCCGCGACGAUUCGUUCGAUCAUGGACGCCCCCGACAGCCGGCUGUAAAUGGCUCGGGUCAUACUCAGACUCAAAGCGACGGUAGCUCAGACUCAAAUGAAUAUAACUACUCAAAGCGUAAUCGACUUAACUCUAAGUCAGACACUGAUGACUAUGGCAGUGAUGUCGAGGCACCUUCUAAAACAUCUUAUGUCAAGCAAAAGCCUGGAGAUUUUGACACAGAUGAGGAAACAGAUGUCUUGUUACAAAAACCCUAUCAAAAAGAUAGCAAAGUUGACAUACCAGAACUUACUCAACCACCUGUUAAUAGAAGUGCUCAGCAGGAAGAAAGAAGAACGAAAGCUAAAGAAGGUGAGAGUGAGUCAUCUUCCAUACAUGAUCCUGAAAAUCCAUCAGUUUUGAUUGAGGGCGUGCUGUUUCGAGCCCAGUACCUUGGCUCAACUCAGCUGAUCUCGGAAGGUCAGCCAUCCAAGGCCAUGCGGAUGAUGCAAGCUCAGGAGGCUGUCGGGAGAAUUAAGGCUCCAGAAGGUGAGAAUCAGCCCAGUACAGCAGUGGACCUGUUUGUUUCUACAGAAAAAAUCAUGGUGCUAAAUACAGACCUUCAGGAGAUAAUGAUGGACCAUUCACUGAGGACCAUCUCGUACAUAGCUGAUAUAGGGGACAUUCUUGUCAUUAUGGCCAGGAGAAGACUCUUGUCAUCACCAGGAGAAGAAUCUCUGCGAAAGAAAAAACAAGCCAAAAUUUUGUGCCAUGUCUUUGAGUCUGAAGAGGCCCAGCUAAUAGCACAGUCCAUAGGACAGGCCUUUCAAGUGGCUUAUAUGGAAUUCCUGAAAGCCAAUGGUAUAGAGGAUCCAUCGUUGAUGAAAGAAAUUGACUAUCAGGAAGUCCUAAACCAACAAGAAAUUUAUGGGGAGGAGCUCAAUUUGUUCUCUAAUAAGGAACGCCAGAAAGAGGUUAUUGUGCCAAAAAUGAAGGGAGAGAUGCUGGGUAUUGUGAUAGUGGAGUCAGGGUGGGGAUCCAUGGUGCCGACCGUGGUUCUGGCCAACAUGUACCCCUCAGGUCCGGCCGCCCGCUGUGGACAGCUAAACAUCGGGGACCAGAUCAUCUCCAUCAAUGGAAUCAGCCUGGUCGGGCUCCCUCUCUCAGCCUGUCAAAACUACAUCAAGACAAGUAAGAACCAGACAGUGGUAAAGUUAACGGUGGUUCCCUGUGCACCAGUGGUGGAGGUCCUGAUCAAGCGACCCGACGUCAAGUAUCAGCUGGGAUUCAGUGUCCAGAAUGGAGUGAUCUGCAGUUUACUGAGAGGCGGAAUAGCUGAGCGGGGAGGGGUGCGUGUGGGACACCGAAUCAUCGAGAUCAAUAAUCAAAGUGUGGUAGCUGUCCCUCAUGAAAAGAUUGUGUCCCUCCUAGCCAACUCUGUAGGGGAGAUUCACAUGAAGACAAUGCCCACCUCAAUAUAUCGACUUCUAACGGGUCAGGAAACCCCUCACUAUCAAUAGCAGUAACCCUGUAGUCAGUUCAUCUGUUCAUCUCCAUGAUAUUCCAGAUAGCACUCAGUGUGCUAAGUUAGACAUCCAGCAUUCCUCCAAAUAGUUCUACAGGUUGAGAACUGUUCCAGAAAGACUUGUGCUCUUGACCUAAACAUAGGUGAUGGUUUUAUCGAAAAGUUUUGGUUGCUUUUGAUGUGUGUACUGUGUGCUUGUUUUUCAACUCGCAUAUAAAGUUGUUUCUGGUCGCAGGCUGCAACAACUUAUGGAAGAAACAAGAAUCUCACAUUCUGUCAGAUCAUGAAUCGUGUAUCUCAAAAUGUGUUUAUAAUGUUUAAGUAUUUCUUGUGAUAUUUUGAAAUUGGCAUUGUAUGUUGCGGUGCAAUAUCACAGCAUGAUGCAGUAAUAUAUUGUCAAAACAGUGGCAUUGCUCUGUGGAAGUUGUGUUUUUAUUUAUUUUGAUUUAUGUUUUAACAUGCUGCUUUCAUUUGAAAUCCAUUCCUGUGAAUAUAGCCAUAAUUUGUAACAGUGCUCAGUGACAUUUAUGGGUUUUCUUUUUAAGAUAUAAGUUGCAACAACAUGUAAAUGUAUAAAAAGUGCUGUAACAUAAAGAUGUUUCUUGCACAUUUUGCUUUAUAAAAUUUGUAUCAACAUUUCCAUUACUAACAUUUGAAAUAUACAUAUGCAGCUUGACAAUGAAUGUGCAUUUCAUAAGCCUCAACAAAAAUGUGACUUCAUUGAAAAAUAUCAAGUAUUAUUUUCUGUUUUGGUGAGAAAUGGUUGUACAAAAGUUGUAGGAAUGUGUGUACUUCUAAAUGAGAGAGGUAUGAUACAUGUACUUCACAUAUUAAAAUUAAUAACAUAUUCAAGUAUACUUUAAUAGAUAUACAUAUAAUAGUAUUUGUUUUUCAAAAAUCAAAUCAGAGAUUUAGACACAAAGUUUCUCUAUAUAGCUAAGAGUAGAUCAGUAGUGUCAUUAAGUUAAAAUAAGAUUCACUAGUAUAUCCUAAGCUGUUAUAGAUAUACAUACUUUUAGUACAUUUUGAAGCAAGAGCUUUAAUUCUUAUGUAUCUAAUUCUGUGUAUCUUCCAGUAAUUGUUUUUAAACUAAGGGAAACUUUUUAUACUUAUGUACAAAGCAAUAAUUAAGAGUGAUAUAUGAACUGUGUAUACUACUAUAUAUCUAGUCAUCAAGAUAAUGUACGCAUCAUAAUAUGUGAUAUGGUUUUUAUGUAUAAGAGGAAUUUAUUGUGACUUGAAUGUGAGAUAAAGGGGAAAAUAAUAAAUGCUGUAAUCCUGAAGCAGAUAUGACAUUAUUGUAGACUUAAUUUUUUGAAAAUGACUGGUAUUGUUGCUUUUUAUCUAUAAUGAAGAAUUAAUUUUGAUGGAUAUUAAAGUAUUGUAUUAUAAAAACUGUAGGUACAAUUUAAAAAAUGCUAUUAAUAUUUUUAUCUUUCAAAAUAUUGGUAGUUAAUGGAUAUAUCUUUAAUGUGUAAACAUAUCAAUUAAAAAAUGCUUCUUUUAAACCUUUUUGAAAAUAGAAAAAUCUUUGCCAUAACAACAUGUACAACAAGAAUCUGUAGCCUGGAAUUUGAUAAAAAUCUUGAAAACAGAAUUUUAUAAGUCAUAAAUAUCGAUUGUAUAAGUCAUAUGGAUUUAGAAAAAAAGAACUGAUGAUAAAUUGUAAGAAAGUUGUUUGUGUGAUGUGUAUGAUAAAAUUGUUUGUGUUUUGUAUACAAAUCAAUAAAUACUUCAAGAACUUU